CUCACUCUUCCCUUUCACAUUCAUCAUCUCUCUUUUCUUGAUUACCUCUUAGCUCAACCAACAAAACUAAUAUCAGUAAACUCUCAUUUUGAUACUCAGUUUUUUCUCAAGAAAAAAUCGCCACCAAAAGUUUCUCCCAGAAAUUCGACAUGGGUGGGUUGAGUUUCCUACAAUCUAUGUCCGAUAUCACUUCCAUUGUCCGAACCAGAGAGGAUAAAGCUUAUGUUCACCCGACCGUGAAACGCUCUGUUUCUCAGCUGAACGAGAAAAGCCUAGAGAUGUGCACUGAGAGCCUCGGGGCCGAGACAGGAAGCGAGAGUGGUGACGAGUUGACCUUACUUGCCCUUGAAGCAACCGCUAUCUCCAGGGCUCAUUCGAAACCUCAAGAUGAAGAAAAGGACGCUGACUUUCGUGCCAAGAAAGCAACGAUGAGUCGCAGCAAAAGCUUCCCGCCACCGAUAAAGUUCGUUGAAGAGUCAAGGUACAAUCGCAUGGUGAGGUCGUUAGGAGAAGAUGGUCGUCUCGUUGUUCAAGCAAUCAGGAUUUCUUCUCCGCCACGUAACUUUGUAGCGGAACGUGAGGAAGGAAGGCUCCGUCUCUGUUUAUCCCCGGAAAGUUCUUUACUUAGGGACGAUCAUGAAGAGGAGGAAGAAGAAGAAACAGAGGAGGGCAUGGCCGAGGAAAAUAGUGAGAACUUGGAGGGUAAAAAUGGAAAUAAAAAGAUUAGCAGGCUAAGCAGCAGAUGCAAGGAGAAUGGUCGUGAGCCUAAACAAAUGCUUACCUGGAAGCAGCAGCAGUUUUGGGUCGCCACUUAAGACUUCAAUAAUCUCUUAACUAAAUAAUUUUAAAAUAUGAGCUUCUUAAUCUUAGCUAAUAUAUAUAACCUAUGUUUUUCCUAUGGUUUCUUGAGGGGUACUGGGAGUGGAGUGUUUUCUAAUUGUAUUUAGUGUAAUGUUAAAUGAGAGUUGUUAUUAUUAAUUA
Molecule: messenger RNA, 981 nt
Organism: Brassica oleracea var. oleracea
Lineage: Eukaryota; Viridiplantae; Streptophyta; Magnoliopsida; Brassicales; Brassicaceae
Product: protein FANTASTIC FOUR 2-like
Exons: 1
Coding region: 150-815 (221 amino acids)
Source: RefSeq, a predicted model, not a curated record